Messenger RNA from Erinaceus europaeus (western European hedgehog), 1990 nucleotides. It is a transcript of the gene MAP1LC3B, whose product is annotated as microtubule associated protein 1 light chain 3 beta. Gene Ontology annotation, biological process: macroautophagy; cellular response to nitrogen starvation; autophagosome assembly. The transcript has 4 exons. Gene Ontology annotation, cellular component: autophagosome; autophagosome membrane; cytosol. Bases 117 to 494 code for a protein of 125 amino acids. Gene Ontology annotation, molecular function: ubiquitin protein ligase binding. The record is from RefSeq and is a predicted model, not a curated record. Lineage: Eukaryota; Metazoa; Chordata; Mammalia; Eulipotyphla; Erinaceidae.
GCUGCGGGCUGAAGAGACACAAGGGAAGUCGCCGUCGCCAGAACCAGGUCUGUCGUGGUCGCAGUCGCCGUCUGGAGCUUUCGCACCGUCUCCCCGCUUCGCCGGCCUCCCUCGCCAUGCCGUCGGAGAAGACUUUCAAGCAGCGUCGCACCUUCGAACAAAGAGUAGAAGAUGUUCGACUUAUUCGAGAGCAGCACCCCACCAAAAUCCCGGUGAUAAUAGAACGAUACAAGGGUGAGAAGCAGCUUCCUGUCUUGGAUAAAACCAAAUUCCUUGUACCUGAUCAUGUCAACAUGAGUGAACUCAUCAAGAUAAUUAGGAGGCGCCUGCAGCUCAAUGCCAAUCAAGCUUUCUUCCUAUUAGUCAAUGGACACAGCAUGGUGAGUGUGUCCACACCAAUUUCUGAAGUAUAUGAAAGUGAGAAGGAUGAAGACGGAUUCCUGUAUAUGGUGUAUGCCUCUCAGGAGACAUUUGGAAAGAAGUUGUCAGUGUAACACUAGAAAAAUACACCUGUGCUAUAAUUUAAAAAACCCUUACCAAGGAGGAAAAAAGGGAUGUUGCCAACUGACAUUGAUCAGUUCAUCUAACCACAGAUCAUCAAAAAAGUAGUAUUCCUGCCUAGGAAUUUAGGAAGUUGUUUUGUACUUUAAGCAGAAAAAAACUGAGCUCUAAUGAGCAUAUUAAGCUUUGGAAAACUAUUAUUUAACCUAGGCUGUCUCGCUUUCAAAUUUAGAAGUUGAAAAAUAAAGUACUUUGCAUUCUAAGUUGCCAAUAAAGUAGACCUUCAAGUUAUUUUGAUGCUCUUCUCCCAGAGGAAUUUGCAAUUUGAACAUUCAGAGAAAUGUCUUCUAAGUUUAUAGAACCUGCCAACUUUUUAUAGAAGGGGUUCUAGUCAACUAGAGGUAUAAACAUGUCAAGCAUAGCUCUCCCCCAGCUCCCCAACUCAUUGGCCAUAAUAGUUGGCAGAAAACAGGCUAAGUGGGGCUAAAAGAAAACUCUGAACUUGUAGUUUAGGGUCCUCAGUUCCUCUUAAUUUUCCCAAAGUCAUAUGCUCCUUUAGUCUUAGGAAGUUGGUUUCUUGUCUGUAGCGCACCAUAUAGAAAAACAUCACUGCUCAAGAGGGACUUUGAAUAACUGAUAGUUUUGGUCUCAUUUCUUAAGAUGCCGGAGGGGGGGGGGGAGUGACAUUUAUUUCCUGUUUGGGAUAAACAGCUGUUACCAGUUUUGUUCUUUGAGAACUACAGAAUGCUGAAACUAAAAUAGCAUUAAAAUUCAGAUGCCCUCUUGCUACCUUUUGGCUUCAAGCUGCAGAUGAUCCGUUUUAUGUUAACUAUUUGACUAAAAUGUUGUUAGAAUUUAUUACAUUUUUAAGAGUUUCAUUUAUCACUGUUAGGCUAAACCACCAUCAGAAUCCUUCCAUUCUAAGUGCAUGUUAAUUGUGAAGCAAACAGCAAAAAUUAAACUUUCAACUAAAACCACCAGUCUUCCUGUUACCUGCAUGAGAUUUGAGAUAUGUUUGUGGGAGUGUCACCGGAGGAUCACACACCACUCGAGACUGUAUGUGUAGCAACCAAAAUUUACCCUUGUGUAUUUAGAUAUGUGGAGUACCUGUUAGUGAAAGUUAUUUAUUGUAAUGGGGGGGGGGGGAAAGAAGCAAUAUGACUGCGUCUGGGCCCUCAAAUCCCCAAUUUUCCAUCAAUUACUAUUCCUGCUGCAUGCAUCUGUAUACAUGGCUAACUUUUAAUAUGUAUAUUUUUACAUUAUGUAAAUUCUUGAUCAGCCUGUCUUGUUUAGAUUGUAUACAUUAUAUCUGACAUUCUUACAACUGUGAUCAGUAAGAUUCUUGUAAGAAGUUCUGCUUUAAAAAAAAGACUAAAUACCAUGCUGGGGGGGGGACUCACCCCACAUUAGAGGGUGGUCACUUUAUAUAGGAUCUUUAAAAUAAGUACAUUUUUAACAAACUAAGGUGAAUAAAGAAACUAAAAACUCA